Messenger RNA from Medioppia subpectinata, 705 nucleotides. Lineage: Eukaryota; Metazoa; Arthropoda; Arachnida; Sarcoptiformes; Oppiidae. The record is from the annotation of a GenBank genome assembly.
AUGGAUUGCGCCAACCAUGGUACUCUCAAACAGUUUGGUGAUGCUGGCGGUAUCAUCGAUCAGUUGACGGUGAAAUUUACCCGGGAGUUGUGCACAGCCAUAGCUUAUAUGCACGGCAAGGGGGUCAGUCACGGGGACGUUCAUAUUAGAAACAUACUGGUGUUCACCGCACCCGGCGGUGGGUAUACAGCGAAAUGGACCGACUUUGGUCUGGCGGUGUCCCGAGACGUGUUCGCCCGGUGGGGACACGAGCUGACGCCCAGAGUGAUGUACAAAUGGGCCCGGGCGGAUACCACCUAUUUGCAAAAACUGACCAAAUACAUGUUGGACACGUGCGCGAACACACCAGGAAUCGUCUGCAAUGGCCCAACCAUACGUCCCCACCGGACACACAUCACCCGCACGGGAGAGUCAACGACCGCACCGGCAGCUACAGAGCCUCUACAAGAUGACAACCGGACCAGUCGUACGGGCGAUACGGCGUUCGGUGAAGUAAACGUAAGCAGCGACCAGUGGCCGGGCGGACGCGUAGAGCGAGUGUCGAUGUUGCCCAUCCCUACAGUCUGUCUCAUACUCGCCAACAAUUGCAUAUACCUGUUGUGGGCCUGGGCUUUGUUGGGCAUGUCCAGUCCGACAGGUACGGCUCGACCAACCGGUGGCCCAAAAAUUCCAGACUCGGCCAAUUCGGUUGAAUACAGAGGCUGA